Molecule: messenger RNA, 1335 nt
Organism: Caenorhabditis bovis
Lineage: Eukaryota; Metazoa; Nematoda; Chromadorea; Rhabditida; Rhabditidae
Source: the annotation of a GenBank genome assembly
AUGUCGCCGAAAGUCGCCGCUCUGACGAAAAAAAAUAUUCCGUUGAAAUUCAAUGAAACGAGAUCAAUUUUAAGCGAAGUUCUACGGUGCAACGCGUUUCACGAUAAUAUCGUGUUUGAAAAUUGCAUGCGAUUAUUGGCCGAAAGCGAGUCGAGCAGCAGGCAAAACGACGCCGAAAUUCUCGCAAAGAUUCGAUUUAGCGCUGUUGCGUAUAGAGCAUUGAAAAAUGAAGCGGAUAAACGGGCUAUUCUGGAGAAAUUAGCGAGAAAUGUCGACGUCGACAAAUGCAAAAUUGAUCUGAUUCGAAACGAAGCCAAGCUCUUUCGUGACUCUCUGUCGCCUUCUGAUACAAUUCCUGAUUGUUCAAAUUGUCUUAGCAAAAAUUAUGUUGUUUUGUGUUAUUUCUUGCGUGAGCUCGAACAGCGGAAUUUCAAGAAUAUCCGAGAGCUCGUCGAAAAUUAUGAUGUUGUCGAACUUGAAAACUACACAACGGAGAUUUUAGAAAUAGCGAAAGCUGAAAAAGUCAAAAAGGCGAAACUUCUUCAAAUGUUUCUCAAUCAUUUUUAUAAAAGGAAUCCGUUCUAUAUUUCCGAGGAAUUGUUCGAAACGACGCUGAAAAAAGUACUACAAUUCACACAAACGAAAUUCGAAAAAUUCGGCGCCGAAUGUCCAUUGCUCAAGCAGUAUCCUGAAGAGUUUCUGAGCAAUGACGAAAUUGAUUUACUCAAAGAAACGGUUGAUGAGCACGUGUUUUAUGGGAAUCAGGGUCAAUUAACGACAAAAGAAUUCAAGAAUGCACUAAAAAUGGUGGCCGACAAAAAGCGGCAAUUCAAAAAUGUGCAAGGCGAAAAUCUGAUUGUGGUCGAUUCGUUGAAUUUUGGAAAAGGUCAUGACGUCAAGAAUUUUUCGAUGCUGGAAAAAGAUUUCAAACAUGUAAUAAUGUCGACGAGAAGGCCUCCGAGAGCAAUAGCCAAUGACAUUCAUAAGCGAUUUAAUAGAAAUGUGAUCUACUGUGAUAAAACGUCCGCUGAUGAUAUUAUUUCGAUUCGAUGCGCGUGGGAGUUUGGUCCCAAAGCGAAACUCCUCACCAAUGAUCAUUUUCGAGAUCAUCGCACGAUAUUGCAGAAGAAUAAUGAUCCGGUGAAGCGAGACAAAUUGAUCGAAAUUUGGGAUCGCUGGUAUAUUGAUUCCAUUUAUAAGCACGAUGGUAGAAAUGUGGAGCCACGCCGUCGUUGGAAUGUGCGAAUUCGCCGUCAGCCGAAUGGCACAUGGCUUUUGCCCGUCGUAAGCACCUCCCCCGAAAUUCGCAAAUUCUCAUGGAUUCACAUUCAAUAA